AUGCUCACCGGCCGGCCCUGCGGCGUCCACGGGCUGCCCAGGCCCGGGCCCGUGGACGACUCCGCGGCGGAGCGGGAGGCGCUGGCCGCCGUGGCGCGGAUGGGCUUCGUAGGCCUCACCGAGGAGUGGCCGACGUCCGUCUGCCUCUUCCACGCGCGCUUCGGGGGCGAGUGCUUCCAGGCCUCUUUCAAGAACGUGCGGCCCGGGAAGGCAAACCACAGGUACGACACGUUCGUGGGCUACAUCACCUGGAGCAUGGGCAUCGACGAUGUGCUCUACGGCGCCGCCCGCGAGCGGUUCUGGAAGGACGUGGCGGCGCACGGGGUGACCCCGGAGCGGUGCCGCACCGAGAUCUGCCCCGCCGCCGCGGAGUUCUUCGAGGAGGCGUCGUCCAGGCUCUGCAAGGGCCUCCACGCCAAGACGUCGGGGCGACUGUUCACGCAGACGGCGCAGGCCGCCUGUCGGCGGUUCGCUGGCUGUGGAUGUCGAAACCUCGCCGUGCACUCCCAGAUGCGGCGCGCUCCGGAGAGGCGCCCCCCCCCCCCCCGCGCGCGCGCACCGAUGGCGUGGGCCGCGGCGCGGCUCUCCGACCGCGGCAUCCUGCGUGUGGCGGGCGCGGGCAGCGGCAAGUUCCUGCAGGGGCUGUGCACCCAGGACGUCGGCGCCCUGGGCGCCCAGCGUGCCGUGCCUGCGGCCUUUCUGUCGCCCAAGGGCAAGGUGCUGUGUGACACCAUCCUGGUCGCGAACGGAGCGGACGAUAUCCUGAUCGACUGCCACGCCGACGCGGCGCGGUCCCUCCUCCGACUGCUGAAGAAGCACCGCCUGCGCGAGAAGUUCCAGAUCGAGGACGUCUCCGGCGAAGUCGCGGCCGUGGCGCUCCUGCCCGAGGAGGCCGCGGGGCAGGGGGCCGCGGCGCCCACGGAGGCCGCGGUCGCGGAGUCCUUCGCGGACCCGCGCUUCGCGGCCCUCGGGCGGCGCGCGGUGCUGCCGUCCGAGGCGGCGGGGCCGCCGGCCGAGGGGGCCGACGCGGCGAGCGCGCUCGCGGCGUACCACCGCUGGCGGGUCUGCUGCGCCGUGCCGGAGGGGCCGCGGGACCUGCCCGUCGACGCCGUGAUGCCGCUGCACGGCAACCUGGACCUGCUGAACUUCAUCUCCUUCCGCAAGGGCUGCUACGUCGGGCAGGAGCUGACCACGCGGACCAAGCACCGGGGCGCAGUGCGGCGCCGCUUCUUCAGCGUCGUCUCCGCCGAGGGGUGCCCGGCCGCGUUCCUCGAGGGACUGGCGCUGGAGCCGGCGGCGCCGCUGCCCGUGCGGGCCGCGCUGGGGGCGCGCGGGCGCGCGCUGCCGGGCGAGGAGGGGCCCGCCGAGGCGCGCGCGGUGCACGCGCGGAUGCAGGACGCGGAGAGCUCCAAGGUGGUGGGCGAGCUGCACAGCGUGGCCGGCACGGCAGGGCUGUGCGCCUUGCGGUGCGACAGGCAGCUCAACAGCGCCACGGACUUCCUCGGGGGCUCCCCGCUGGCCGAGGGCACCGAGCUCAGCGCCGGGGAGGGCAUCGCGCUGGGCCUGCGGGCCCCGCCGUACGCGUUUAUUGCAGAGGCGUGUCCGCGAGGCGGCACGGGCGGCCGCAGCGUGGCGGCGCGAGCCCAGAACACCAGCGCCCCGGAGUGCAGGCUCGCUCUCGGCGAUAUGGUGGCGGUCGCCUUCGGCGACGCCCCCGCCGGCCUGGGCGCCCUGCAGCCCGGCCCGCGGGCGGCCGAGUCGCCGGCCCUGACGCCGUCGGCCAGCGCAGCAGGGUUGGGCGGCAAGCAACGGCGGACUUUCUUCGGCUACGCCGAGAACCAGGGCGACGACGAGCCGGACGCGGGCGCCCCCGCCCACGGCAGCGUCAUGGUGCUGCAGGGCGACGGGGACCUGGAGCACCUGCUGUCCAAGCUGCCUGCCGAGUGGGUCGUCGUCGAGUUCUCCGCGGAGCGGUCGCCGGCGUGCCUGGCCAUGAAGCCUGCCUUCGAGAGCCUCGCGAAGGAGCGACCUCAGCUGGCCUUUGCGCGCGUCGACGUGGGCCGCAUGCCCAAGACCGCGCUCGCCCACGCUGCCACGAGGGUGCCCUCCUACCUCUUCCUCUGGGACGGCGUCCCCGAGGCCGACUUCGCCGGGGCCUCGGAGCGGCGGCUGAGGGACACGAUGGAGGACUGCCUGAAGCUGGGGCCCACGGCCUGGAAAGAGUGCGAGGUCUGCGGCAAGCUCAUGCACGCGGUGAGGCUCCUGCCGCACCAGAACCCCGUGACAGGCGACUGCCGCCGCCUCUGCCCCAACGAGGGCUGCUCCGGCCUCUUCUCCCCCGAGGAGCUGGAGGAGCACAGGGCCAGCUGCGAGCACAUGGUGAUCCAGUGCGCGUUCAAGGGGUGUUUCUUCUGCGGGAAGACCCUGGAUAUGAAGGCGCACGCGCAGUGCUGCGAGCACCGGCUGGUCGAGUGCACGCUUUGCGGGGCGCAGCUGAAGGCCUCGGAGCUCGAGGGCCACAUGCGGAGCUGCCCGGGCGCGCCCCCCGGCGGAGCGAGCGGCGCUCGGGGGGCGGAGUCGCCAGACCCGCGCGAGGCGGCGCGGUCGCAGGGCGGCACAGGUGAUGCUGAGCAAGGGGGACCGCCAGGCCAGCCACGCGAGUGUCCGCCCGAUGGUGCAGACACUUCCGAGCAGCUGGAGUCUCCGGCGUUCGCGUUCUGA
Molecule: messenger RNA, 2721 nt
Organism: Prorocentrum cordatum
Lineage: Eukaryota; Dinophyceae; Prorocentrales; Prorocentraceae
Source: the annotation of a GenBank genome assembly